AGUUUGCAAUGCUAGAAGAUGGCGGAUGACAUGUUAUUCGGAGACAUUGCUUUAUUUGAUGAAUUUGAAAAAGAAAGAGAACCGUCUGGGUCCUUUUUGAUUUACGAAAAUGAAGAGGGUACUGUCACAAAUGACAGCAGGUUUGUGUUUCAAGAAAAUAGCGAAUCAUCGUCUGAUUCAGAGGACGAACAGAAACAGAAAGUAGAAGAGAACUCUGUAGCCUAUGCCGUUGGAAAAAUUAAAAAACAAAGCGCGAAAAGCGCACCUACAAACGGAAAUAAGGCUUCUUCAGACGGAGAAUCUUCCGAAGAAGAUGACGCGACUCCAGUUGUAAAUGAGGACAGACUCAGCCAUGCUGCCAAUUACAAACUGAAUUUUGAAAGAAACAAGUUCAAAAGAUUCUGCAACAUCUUAGAUUCAACAAGGAAUAAGCCAGAUGAAGAAUCAGCAGCUGUCCAGGUUAUCUUCCAAAACAACACGUUUUCCAGGAAGUAUCGUAGCCAGGUUGAGGAGUAUAUCCAUGGUCUGCUGGAGAAGGAGCAGCAGGAACAGGACCUCACUCUUCCUAGACUUGCUCUCAGGAGUACUGUUCCCAGCUGUGCAGAAAUCAAUGACAAAAUUCCAGUGGAUAAAAGAACAGAUAAGAUGUUUCAAGCCCAUAAAAUAAUAGGUUGUUGCCACUUCUAUGGGUCGUACAUGCUGGACGCCCUUGGGUGGCCUCUGGUGGAGUUCAACCCCUCUCUCACAGACUCCUGGGACAUACCCACAUAUGAACAAGUGUUUACAGACAUCCUACCCCUGGACAUUGCUCUCAUUGAGGCACGAGCUAAAAAGAAAGAAAGGGAAAGACAGAAGCCCAAGUGCUGGAACUGUGAUGGUGACCACAUGAUGACAGAAUGUAAGGAGCCCCGGGACCAGAGGAAGAUCAGCGAGAACAGGAAACAGUUCAUGGCCUCCUCCCGUGAACAGCAGCCCUCGGGACCAAAAGGAGGACGCUAUCACGUGGAUGCAAGUCAAGAUCCACGAUUCUCCAAGUUUAAACCUGGCACUAUCAGUGAAGAGCUCCGUAGUGCUUUGGGGUAUGAUGAGGAUCAGCUGCCCCUGUACAUUUACAGGAUGCGGGCCCUGGGCUACCCCCCGGGAUGGAUGGAGGACGCAAAAGGAACCCCAGGGCUUGCCAUGUUUGACGAACAUGGGAAUGAUCCUGAUGAAAGUCCUGAAUCCGGAACCCUUGAUGUAGAGAAGAUCAUUGAAUACCCGGGCUUCACCACACCCAUGCCUGAUCAUGUAGCAGAUGAGUCUGAGUUCUACUGUCUGCCACAGCUCCAGCCACACCAGCUCAAGGCCACACUGCAGGCAAAUACUCGUGCUCUAGCUGAGUCGAUGAAGCGUGUCAAUGAAGAAGAGGAGGACCAGAGAGCCAAGCGAGUCAAACUGAACUCUUCUGACAUGGACCUUGACGAUGAGGAGAGCAAUUUGAUGAUUGACCCACCUUUGCCUGCUGAGACUCCACCCCGCAGACCUCCCCCACCCAACUCAACUCCGCCCCCAACCCCGGAUGAGAACACCCGAACGUCUCUGUUGUCCCGGGAAUCAAGUGUAGCCCCAUCAGAUGGUCGAUCAGGCUCACCGACCCUGGAAGAGCUUGAGCAACAGUACCAGGCAUUGCAGCACACCCUGCUAGAGGGUGAGGACAGCCAGACUGGGGACAGUGGGGAGGAGGGAACUGGGGUUGGCGAUGACACAGCCAACGCCAUAGAGCUGGACUCUGCAGACGACAUUGACCCUGCAGGCACCUCGAUCUGUCCCAUAGAAAUUACUAACGAUUCAGUGGACAGCUGUCCUGAUGACUUUGAGUUUGUGAAACCUAAGUUAGUAAAGUGUAGCUCAACCACUUCUAUUCAAACAUUUGGUGAGCUGGGAUCAGGGAGCCCAAGGGGCUCUGCUCCUGGUACUCCUGUACACAGCCCUUUUGUGGAGCUUAAGCCUGAUUUUAAGGGCACUGUGUCUAAGUCAAAAGACUUUAGUACACCUAUUUUAAAACGGACUGGUAGUUAUGACCAUAUCCCUGAAGAUUUAAAGUUUUCUCAAGGGAUUGAAGAUCAUAUUCCAUUUGAAAAUUUGCCAGGAGCUACAGGCAACUUUGAAAAGAUGAGAAAUCUAGUUUCUAAAAUCAGGGGACUUAAGCAAAAACUUUUCAAGAAAUCUAAUAACUGACUUACUCGCCUAAGAUGAUAGUAACAAUACAAGUAACUCUAGAAUAUAUGCACUACAAAAACAAUGUUGGUAAGCUUAAAACUAGCAGGUUUGGGAAAACACAGCUUGACCGUGCUUUACCUAAAAAGCAAGGCAUGUUUCAAUGGGCAUCAUAUAUUAAGUCUUCAAUUGUCGUCAAGUUUUUGUUCAGGAAAUGAUCAUCUUCAUAAGUACAUUUUUUCACUAUCAUCUAAAUAUAUCACAUGUAUGAAAGCAUUCAGGUUUGUACAUAGCUUAUUUUAAAGAAUAAGUUUUAAACUUACAUAAUAAAACUAAAAGUUAAAAAAAACUA
Messenger RNA from Mya arenaria, 2548 nucleotides. RefSeq names its product zinc finger CCHC domain-containing protein 8-like. Gene Ontology annotation, cellular component: catalytic step 2 spliceosome. The record is from RefSeq and is a predicted model, not a curated record. Gene Ontology annotation, molecular function: RNA binding. The transcript has 14 exons. Lineage: Eukaryota; Metazoa; Mollusca; Bivalvia; Myida; Myidae. The coding region runs from base 19 to 2217 and encodes 732 amino acids.